This is a messenger RNA of Condylostylus longicornis, 585 nucleotides long. RefSeq lists its product as uncharacterized. NCBI's taxonomy places the organism in Eukaryota, Metazoa, Arthropoda, Insecta, Diptera, Dolichopodidae. The transcript is spliced from 3 exons. The record is from RefSeq and is a predicted model, not a curated record. The coding region runs from base 193 to 585 and encodes 130 amino acids.
AGUUAAUUUUAUUUAUUUCUGGUAAAUAUGCAUAAUUAUUAAUCAAAAUUUAAAAUUUAAUAACAGUAAUAAUAAUAAAAUUUAAUAGUAACAAAAAUAAUUGUAUGUGUAAACAAUAUAAAUAAUAUAUAACUGUAUAUAAAAAUUAAUUAUAAAAAAAAAAAUAAAGUAAAAGAAUAUACAAAACCAAUAAUGGAAUAUAAUGCACACAAUACUGGCUCUGGUAUGAUGAGUGGUGGAAAUACAACAAAUAUCAGUGGUGGUGGUGGCGUUGGUGGCGGUUUAAGUGGUGGUUAUAUUGGUGAUAUAUCAUCAGAAGAUUUAGUACAUGAAUCUGAUGCCGGUAUUGAUGAUGUAUAUGCAUCAACUGAUAAUGAUAAUAAUUUUGAAUCAAAUUUACGUAGACGUAAAGGUAAAAUAAUAUCGUGUGCCAAAGAAACCAUCGAAAAUGGUAAUUUUUGCACAUACUUGUAUAUACAACAUACAUAUUAUAUAGUGUACAAUAUACAUACUCGUACAUAUAGGAUUCGGAUAGAGAAUAAAACAGAAAUAAAGAACAACCUUAAUAAUACCAAAACUUAUUAA